Drosophila subobscura is the source of this 430-nucleotide messenger RNA. RefSeq lists its product as uncharacterized. Lineage: Eukaryota; Metazoa; Arthropoda; Insecta; Diptera; Drosophilidae. The transcript is spliced from 2 exons. The record is from RefSeq and is a predicted model, not a curated record. The coding region runs from base 32 to 427 and encodes 131 amino acids.
GUUUCGACUGCGAGUACGGACCAACCCAACGAUGUCGACGCCACUGACAGAGACGGAAACGGCGCAGGUGGCCGAGGCGGCGGCCGCCAAGGCACUGGAGGAUCGGAAGGAGCGCAAGAUCUAUGAUAACUUCGCCACACCCCUGGCGGGCACCUUUCUCAAUCUGCCCCACGAGUCGGUGGCCAUUAAGUGUCCCGCCUGCGGUGUCCAGGAUCAGAGUGUGGUGCAGAACGAUCUCAAGUGGUGGGCCAGCGAGCUCAAUCGCAUAUUCGGCUGUCUCUUCGUGACCUGCUGCUGUUGCUGCUGCUUCAACUACUAUGUGCCCUGCAAGCAGACGGAUCGGAGUCAUUACUGCGGCAACUGUGGCUGCUACUUUGGCCGCAGCAUGAAGCGGCGGGCGCCACUCAAGCUGAAGGCAACCAAAUAGCCC